CAAACAUCGUCGCCGUCAACACACCGCAGCCCACGGCCCCAGAUCUGCCUCGCGCCGUCAAGUGGGCGGACACGCGACGAUAGCUUGACAUGUCUCACAGCCACCGCGGCCACGCUCCACCAUGUCCAGCGACGCAAGAGUCUCGCCAAUCGACCCAGAUACCCUGUCGACCAAAGCAACUGCGCACUGCGUCUGGCGCUGUUGCGCUGCUGGCCCUCGCCGCAUCUGUACCAAGGACAAUGGCUCAGGCCAACUGCAUCUCGCUGCAGGGCUCAUCGACAUGUCCGGCCUUCAGUGCGGCAUCAAUUAGUACGAAUCUGACCGGCGAUUUCUCGUUCCUGUCGUUCGUGUCAGACGUACAGUCCUUUGACAACCAGUUGCGUUCUUACAUCUCAACCACUUACACGCAACGACAGUACCAGAAUAUUCUAGGCUGCUCAAACGUCGAUCUUAGUAACACCACCGACCUAUAUGCACGUUACACGACUACAGUUCUUUGCAAUGCCAUCGUACAGAACUCAAGAGAGCCAUGUGGUCUGAGCGACGCUAAUUCGACACCACUCUGUGCAAGCGCUUGUGCGGAUUUUGCGAUUAGCGAGCAGGAAGUAGUGUCUACCCCGGAACUGUGUGGAACCCCUGGUAGCAACGCCAACUCUCAGAUACGAGCCGAUUUCACCCGCUGCUCUUUACCGGCCAAUUCACUCAGUGGUAGCUGUAUCGAAGCAGUACGCAACGAGCCUACAGAAUGCGGAUACAAUUCAAACUUGCAGGGACUGUGCGCUCAUUGCGCUGACAGCACCGUCAAUUCGACUAGCACGUGUUGCAUCAACUCGAAUGUUGAAUCGCGUUGUGUAGGUGUUGUGCUGCCAACAACGGUGUCAAUGCCGCCGCUGUUCCCCAGUAGUACUUCAACUGGUGCUCCGACUGCGUCAAACGGAGCCGCGGCUAACGGGUCUCGUUCUGGACUUUCUGGAGGUGCUAUUGCGGGUAUUGCUGUGGGUGCUGUCGUAGGUGCUGCACUAAUCCUAGCAGCCCUUAUUUUCUUCUGUCUGCGUCUACGCAGGAGGAAACAAGGCCAAGCCGGCAGCAUCCUGAACACACCGUCGCCAUCACGACAUUCCGCGAAAGCACCGCCAAUGAGUUACGGUGGCGAUGGCCAUUUCCCGCCUGCUGUCGUACCUGGUGCUCGUGUGCAACGCAUGUCCGCUCUGGAAGGCUCGUCGUCUUCAGAUAAUCACAGCGAUCGAGGGAUGGCUAUGACUGCUUUUGGCGGCUCUCAUAGCGCAUACGAUUCCCCAGAUUCGAGACAUCACCCCUUUGCCGGUGCCGCAGCUUUCCCCAAACGGCAAGGCUCUCUCUCGAGUCGCUCGGCCCUCGAGUCCAGUACGAAUUCUCCACACUCGGGAUCGGACGGACGCAACUUCUCGAGCCCGGAUGGCGUCGCCUCCGGACAGUCUGAACAGCUGCAAUUUUUCAAGGACUACUAUUCCCAAGACGACAUUCACCCUAAUGACACCGUCGCCACCCUCUGGGCCUAUCAACCACGCGCUGGGGACGAGUUCGAGUUGGAGCGCGGAGACAUGCUCAAGGUUGUCGGUAUCUGGGACGACGGUUGGGCGACGGGUGUCAGGCUAGCUGAAUCAGCAGAACAAUGGGAAGCAAGGAAGGCCGAACAACGCGACUCGGGUGUUAGCAACGGCAGCCGACGACGAUCGCAGACUGAGAUCGAUAGCGACAUCAAGGCCUUCCCGCUCGUCUGCGUGUGCUUACCAGAGCAUUGGCGCAAAACGAUAGAUGGUGACAGCACGGGUAGUGGACAUGGUCUUGGAGGUGACCGAUGACCUUCCAGCCCCGGACCGUUUUGCUCCAAGCAGCUCAUUGACUCCUUUUAGCCCCGUCAUCCUUCUCUGCAUCUCAAACAUUCUUCUCGUCUCCGCUUAGGAUCUCAACCCCGCCGAAUCGAUACGGCUGCAACGGCCCUAGCGUCAGUGUCUCAGCGGUGAGGUCAUCAAUAUUCUCGAAAGCGAAAAAGAAGACUUCGAUACCACGACCAUCUUACGUGCGAACUCCAGGCAAGAAGUCUUCAGGUUCGAGCACGCUAAUCAACACAUCCCCCGAGAGACCGUA
Messenger RNA from Boeremia exigua, 2127 nucleotides. RefSeq lists its product as uncharacterized. Gene Ontology annotation, molecular function: protein binding. The transcript has 4 exons. The coding region runs from base 90 to 1841 and encodes 583 amino acids. NCBI's taxonomy places the organism in Eukaryota, Fungi, Ascomycota, Dothideomycetes, Pleosporales, Didymellaceae. The record is from RefSeq and is a predicted model, not a curated record.